Molecule: messenger RNA, 1482 nt
Organism: Clarias gariepinus (North African catfish)
Lineage: Eukaryota; Metazoa; Chordata; Actinopteri; Siluriformes; Clariidae
Gene: sec13
Product: SEC13 homolog, nuclear pore and COPII coat complex component
Exons: 9
Coding region: 130-1092 (320 amino acids)
Biological process (GO): COPII-coated vesicle budding; protein import into nucleus; positive regulation of TOR signaling
Cellular component (GO): COPII vesicle coat; nuclear pore outer ring
Molecular function (GO): protein binding; structural molecule activity
Source: RefSeq, a predicted model, not a curated record
GGAAAUAUCCCCGUCACUCGUUGGUUUUGUUGCCACGUCGAGAACACAAUCAGCGUUUUAUUGGAUGCAUUUCGCCUGGUCGCCAGUCGCUGUGUUUCCAGACUAGCUAGAGAAUUUUAAUACUUAGACAUGGUGUCUGUUAUUAACACUGUGGAUACCUCGCAUGAGGAUAUGAUCCAUGAUGCUCAAAUGGACUACUAUGCCACAAGACUGGCGACCUGCUCAUCCGAUAGAUCGGUGAAGAUCUUCGAUGUUAAGAACGGCGGCCAGAUUCUUGUGGCAGACCUGAGGGGGCAUGAAGGCCCGGUGUGGCAAGUGGCCUGGGCACAUCCAGCCUACGGUAACAUCCUGGCCUCAUGUUCCUACGACAGAAAAGUGAUCAUCUGGAAAGAAGAAAACGGUACAUGGGAUAAGAUGUACAAGUACACAGGCCACAACUCUUCAGUGAACUCUAUUUGCUGGGGACCCUACGACUUUGGUUUAAUCCUGGCGUGUGGAAGCUCUGACGGUGCCAUCUCAAUUCUCACCUAUACCGGUGAUGGGCAGUGGGACAUCAAGAAGAUCAACAACACUCACACUAUUGGCUGCAAUGCAGUGAGCUGGGCACCAGCCGUUGUCCCAGGCAGCCUCAUAGACCAGCCUACAGGACAGAAACCUAACUAUGUGAAGAGAUUUGUCUCUGGAGGUUGUGACAACUUGGUCAAGAUUUGGAAAGAGGAAGAUGGUCAGUGGAAGGAGGACCAGAAGCUGGAGGCCCACAGUGAUUGGGUGAGGGAUGUAAGCUGGGCUCCAUCUAUUGGUUUACCUACCAGCACAAUUGCCAGCUGCUCUCAGGAUGGCCGUGUAUUCAUCUGGGCAUGUGAUGAUCCUUCUGGAAACACCUGGACUGCUAAACUCCUGCACAAAUUCAAUGAUGUAGUUUGGCACGUCAGCUGGUCCAUCACAGGCAACAUCCUGGCCGUGUCUGGGGGAGACAACAAGGUGACCCUGUGGAGGGAGUCUGUGGGCGGACAGUGGGCUUGCAUUAGGGACGUGAAUAAAGGCCAAGGGGCUGUGAGCUCCAUCCCAGACGGACAGCAGAAUGAGCAGUGAUGCAGGACAUAGUGCUGACAGGUUCACGUGGACAGACAAGCCCAUUAAGCAUCAGAGACUUUCUUAAAACUUCCUUAGACCUGUUUAUUCCCCCCAAAACAGUCAACCCAGAAGAUCAGAACUAUAUUUCAAUUAAUUUCUGACAUCUUUCAAAAGUUGUUCAAAGGUAGUAUGAAAUAUGUUGAUUGAUCGCUUUCAGUGUCGUUUGAAAGCAGGAUUUUCUGAUAUAUCUUUUGAAUGAAGAUUUAAUAAGCAUUGUGAUUGAUGAUGUGAAGCUUCAAAGUUCAGAUCUUGUAUUUAAUAUCGUAAGUGGAAUGGCUAACGACAUUGUUUGAAAUUCGCUUACAGUGCCACUGAUUUAAUAAAUAAACUUUUAUAAGUCAUUCUUCA